Molecule: messenger RNA, 2746 nt
Organism: Microtus ochrogaster (prairie vole)
Lineage: Eukaryota; Metazoa; Chordata; Mammalia; Rodentia; Cricetidae
Gene: Racgap1
Product: Rac GTPase activating protein 1
Exons: 16
Coding region: 97-1818 (573 amino acids)
Biological process (GO): Rho protein signal transduction; mitotic cytokinesis; mitotic spindle midzone assembly
Cellular component (GO): midbody; centralspindlin complex; spindle midzone
Molecular function (GO): GTPase activator activity
Source: RefSeq, a predicted model, not a curated record
GCGAGCGGACGGCAGCCCUCCUGGGGCGCGGCGGCCGGAGAGUGAGUGCCUCGGGCCGGUUGGGCUUGCGGGUGCGCGGGACCGGGAGCCUCGAAGAUGGAUACUACAAUGGUGAAUUUGUGGACUCUGUUUGAGCAGCUUGUGCGCCGGUUGGAGAUUAUCAAUGAAGGAAAUGAAAGCAUUGAAUUCAUCCAGGUUGUGAAGGACUUCGAAGAUUUCCGGAAGAAAUGUCAAAGAACCAACCAGGAGCUGGAGAAAUUCAAAGAUCUGUUAUUGAAAGCAGAGACCGGGCGGAGCGCUCUGGACGUUAAGCUGAAGCAUGCACGUAAUCAAGUAGAUGUAGAGAUCAAACGGAGACAGCGAGCUGAGGCUGAGUGUGCAAAGCUGGAACAACAGAUUCAGCUGAUUCGAGAUAUACUCAUGUGUGACACAUCUGGCAGCAUUCAGCUAAGUGAGGAACAAAAAUCAGCUCUCGCUUUUCUCAACCGAGGCCAAGCACCCAGUGGCAACUCUGGGAACAAUAGACUAUCAACCAUUGAUGAAUCUGGUUCCAUUUUAUCAGAUAUCAGCUUUGACAAGACUGAUGAAUCACUGGACUGGGAUUCUUCUUUGGUGAAGAAUUUCAAAAUGAAGAGACGAGAAAAGAGGCGCUCCAACAGUCGGCAGUUCAUUGAUGGCCCUCCUGGGCCUGUAAAGAAAACCUGUUCCAUUGGCUCUACAGUAGACCAGGCAAAUGAAUCAAUAGUUGCAAAAACUACAGUGACUGUUCCAAGUGAUGGUGGACCCAUAGAAGCUGUGUCUACGAUUGAGACAUUGCCAUCUUGGACCAGGAGUCGGGGGAAAUCAGGUCCUUUGCAACCUGUGAACAGUGACUCUGCUCUGAACAGCAGGCCCCUGGAGCCAAGAACUGAGACAGACAAUUCAGGCACACCUCAGAAUACUGGAGGCACACGCCUACAUGACUUUGUCUCAAAGACGGGAAUGUUGGCAGAUUUUGUGUCCCAGACUUCUCCAAUGAUCCCUGCAAUUAUUGUCAGCUGUGUGAAUGAGAUUGAGCAGCGAGGCCUGACUGAGGCAGGCUUAUACAGGAUCUCGGGUUGUGACCGGACAGUAAAAGAGCUGAAAGAGAAAUUCCUCAAAGUGAAAACUGUACCCCUGCUCAGCAAAGUGGAUGAUAUCCAUGCCAUCUGUAGCCUCCUGAAAGACUUCCUCCGAAACCUCAAAGAGCCCCUUUUGACCUCUUGGCUAAGCAGAGCCUUUAUGGAGGCAGCAGAGAUAACAGAUGAAGACAACAGCACAGCCGCCAUGUACCAGGCUGUCAGUGAGCUGCCCCAGGCCAACAGGGACACAUUAGCCUUCCUCAUGAUCCACCUGCAGAGAGUGGCUCAGAGUCCAGAUACUAAGAUGGAUAUUGCCAAUCUAGCUAAAGUCUUUGGCCCUACAAUAGUUGCCCAUACUGUGCCUAAUCCAGACCCAGUGACAAUGUUCCAGGACAUCAAACGUCAGCUCAAGGUGGUGGAGCGCCUGCUUUCUCUGCCCCUGGAGUACUGGAAUCAGUUCAUGAUGGUGGAACAAGAGAACAUUGACAUCCAGCGUGGCAAUGGAAACUCAACACCACGGACACCAGACAUUAAAGUGAGCUUACUGGGGCCUGUGACCACUCCUGAAUUUCAACUUGUCAAGACUCCUUUAUCAAGUUCACUGUCACAGAGAUUGUACAACCUCUCCAAGAGCACUCCCAGAUUUGGGAACAAAAGCAAGUCUGCCACCAACUUAGGUCAACAAGGCAAAUUUUUCCCUGCUCCGUACCUCAAGUAAAGCCAUUUCUGCCUGGUGUCCCAGCAUUUACUGACCACAGGACACAUGUGUUUAUUCCGCAGCCUCCUUUUUAUUAGUAUUUUAGCCUUUUUUAGGCUUUAAAUAAAGUUUAAUGUGCAUGAGUUUCUUAUUAUAUAGCUCCUGUUCCUCUGGUGACUCAGCAGCACCUGUACUAGUUGUUGGGAGCUUUCAAAUAGGAGAUCUUUACCGGGCUGGAAGGGUAAUGGGUAUUGCUUUUGACUCUGGCGGGGGUGGGGAGUAACCCUUUGGCUUAAAGCCAAAAUACUGCUCAUAAAAUGACUUUCCUUUAGUGUCACUUAGACAAUGACAGAAAUCCUACCUCGUGGGUAAAACUGAGUUGUCUCAGGACAAGAAGUUGCAGAACAGGACAAAGAGCUGGACUGAAGCUGCAGGAAGGCCCCCCUCAGAGCCCAGUCCCUGUGCUCCUUUAGCAACUGAGCAGUGGCAUGGAGCCCUCAAUGGGGUUGAUAGGCACCGACUUGAGUAUGCUCACUCCAUUUGGGUUCUUAGGUCUGUGUCGUAGACAGUGCGCAGUGUAAUCUGCAGUCCUGCAUCUCGUAGUCUCUAGUCAGCUUCUCACUGGACUUUUGGAGUUGCUUGGAGUCAGAGCUAGAUUGAUCUAAAGCUAAAUGCAUUUUGGUGACUGACCCUCUUGUUUUAUUUUAAAAGUCGGUGUGUAGUAAGCUAACAAUUCAGAAGACUGUCAACAUUUUCAUAUGACAAAGAAGCUAGUUGCUUCUGUCUUUGCACUUUGGGAGGUGCGCUUCUCCCGGGAAGCAGACACAUGUAUGUGAAUGUUGGCUUUUUGAUUAGCAUUUUUCCAGUGUCUAAAUGGCUUCCUUCUCUGGGAUGUUUUCUGACUCAAUACUAACUCUUAUCUGUAAGACAUAUAUUUGGAAUAUGAUGU